AUUAGGAUCUACUCUACCUGCUAAAGUGUAUUCGUAUAUAUGUAUGAUGUGGGUUAUCAAAUAAAGUAUCAAAGCUUCAUUUGUUCAUAUGGUAUCAGAGCCAUAAAAAAGGUCUCCUUUUUCGAUCCAAUCACAGCCAGUUCACACAGAGGCUUCACACACAGCCUCACCUUAGCACGAUUUUCUUUCGCUGCUCACUGCAAUGGCCUCUCCCAUCAUCACAAAAGACACCCUUGUCAUUCAGCUUCAUGCUAAAACUCACUUUCCCAUCAAAUUGAAUACCACCAAUUUUGCUAUAUGGCAAUGGCAAAAUCGAUCAAUGUUAAUCGGACUUGAUCUUCUUGGCUACAUUGAUGGAUCUCUCGCUAUGCCACCCCGCCAACAGUCUGAUGGCGCUUUCAAUCCAUGUCACUCCAUUUGGUAUCGACAAGAUCAAUCCAUUAUUGCCGCGCUCCUUGGGAGUUGCUCUGACACGAUCCAGCCCAUCAUCUCUAACGUUGACACCGCACGUCGGGCUUGGCUUAGCCUGCAUUCUAGCUUUGCCAGUGCUAGUCGUGGCCGGGUUAUUGGUCUUAAGUGCAAACUUGGUAAAAAUCCACGAGGCAAUCGCCCUAUGGCUAAAUAUCUGCGUGAUAUGCAGCAAAUUGCUAAUGACUUAGCCCUAGUACAAUGUCCGGUUUCUGAACCAGAUCUGGUUGCACAUGUUCUCAAUCAGGUCGGCGAUGCAUUUGAUCCCAUUACAUCGGCGGCCAGGAUUCGUGAGACUCCUAUCACGUUCACUGAACUCAGUGACGUCUUGCCAGAAUUUGAAGGCAAACUUCAGACCAGUGAUGCUGCUACCCAAUAUCUCGUGGCCACUGCCAACGUUACCCAACGUGGCCCACCAGCCAGGCCUGGCAGAUUUUCCCAUCGCAAUGGCCAGCAUUCUUUAAGCCGUCGUUCUUUCAACACUGGUGGUCGAAACCACACGCGUGAUACUUCGUGUCAAUUUUGUUCCAUCCCAGGCCAUGACAUCAAGGUGUGUCGAAAACUUACUCGGCUUCUUCGAGAUAAUGCCUUUCCAACACCUUGGGUUAGUUUCCUCCUCCCUGUUCAUUUGUCUACGCAAUCUUCCACCGCACGCCAGACCGAGACCAAGUAUGGUCGUGGGAGCUCCGCUCGGCACACCGACCAAGGGAGUCAACCGAGCUCACCCUCUCUCGAGGAGAUAGUGGCGGUUGAGCUCCCGCAGGCCGUCAAGCCCCGCCACCAGAAGCGAACGGCCCAGGAGGACUCGAUCAUCCGUGCACAAAAAUGUGACCUAACGAGCGACGAGUAUCGCAAAGCGAAGCGUUUCAUCGCAUGUCCCGGUGUCGUUGUGCGCUGUCCCACUCCCGAGGAAUCUGUCUACGACGCUCCUCGGUGUUUCUUCGUGAUCCAUCUCAAAUCCCUUGAGUAUGGAUUUCGCUUCCCGCUUCAGCCGCUGGUCGUCAAAUUCUUCCACCAUUUCACUUCCUCCCUUGCCAACUGGUUCCGAAGUCGCACUGCCACAUAGCCGGCUUCCUUAUCUGCUGCUGCCAAAUCGGGGUCCGCCCCGAUCUCGACCGCUUCCUGAUUAUGUUCCGGCUGGCCAAGUCUUUUGGUGCAGACUCGGGCUCUGAUCUUACGCCGUCCUUUUCCAAAAGCGGAAGGGGAUCUUUAAGUCCAAGAAGGACUCGAUCAAGAGCUGGAAAGGGAAGUUCAUCUUUGUGUCGGGCUCUUACUAUACGCCGCCCUUUUCCAAAAGCGUGCACCUUAAAGCUUGGAGCCCUUGGUACGUGCGCACCUAGGUUAUCU
Messenger RNA from Cuscuta campestris, 1815 nucleotides. The record is from the annotation of a GenBank genome assembly. NCBI's taxonomy places the organism in Eukaryota, Viridiplantae, Streptophyta, Magnoliopsida, Solanales, Convolvulaceae.